AGCGCGCCGGCCGCGGCCGCGGGGGGGGGGGGGUUUGGAAAAAUGACUCAGUAAGUUCAGCGCGCCCGCUCCGGCCGGCCCUGCGCCUCCCGCCGCGCCCGGGAUGUAUUCGUCCCCGCUCUGCCUGACCCAGGAUGAGUUCCACCCGUUCAUCGAGGCGCUGCUGCCGCACGUCCGCGCCUUCGCCUACACCUGGUUCAACCUGCAGGCGCGGAAGCGCAAGUACUUCAAGAAGCACGAGAAGCGCAUGUCCAAGGACGAGGAGCGCGCGGUGAAGGACGAGCUGCUGGGCGAGAAGGCCGAGGUGAAGCAGAAGUGGGCGUCCCGGCUGCUGGCCAAGCUGCGCAAGGACAUCCGGCCCGAGUGCCGCGAGGACUUCGUGCUGGCCAUCACCGGCAAGAAGGCGCCGGGCUGCGUGCUCUCCAACCCCGACCAGAAGGGCAAGAUGCGCCGUAUCGACUGCCUGCGCCAGGCCGACAAGGUGUGGCGGCUGGACCUGGUCAUGGUCAUCCUCUUCAAGGGCAUCCCACUGGAGAGCACCGACGGCGAGCGCCUGGUCAAGGCGGCGCAGUGCGGCCACCCGGUGCUCUGCGUGCAGCCGCACCACAUCGGCGUGGCGGUCAAGGAGCUUGACCUCUACCUGGCCUACUUCGUGCGCGAGCGAGACGCGGAGCAGAGUGGCAGUCCCCGGGCAGGGAUGGGCUCCGACCAGGAGGACAGCAAGCCCAUCACACUGGACACCACAGAUUUCCAGGAGAGCUUUGUUACCUCCGGUGUGUUCAGUGUCACAGAGCUCAUCCAAGUGUCCCGGACCCCCGUGGUGACUGGGACAGGACCCAACUUCUCCCUGGGGGAGCUCCAGGGGCACCUGGCGUACGACCUGAAUCCAGCCAGCACGGGCAUGAGAAGAACCCUACCCAGCACUUCCUCCAGCGGGAGCAAGCGGCACAAAUCGGGCUCGAUGGAGGAAGACGUGGACACGAGCCCCGGCGGCGAUUACUACACCUCGCCCAGCUCUCCCACGAGUAGCAGCCGCAACUGGACUGAGGACAUGGAAGGAGGCAUCUCGUCGCCGGUAAAGAAGACAGAGAUGGACAAGUCACCUUUCCACAGCCCAUCUCCCCAGGACUCACCUCGCCUCUCCAGCUUCACCCAGCACCACCGGCCUGUCAUCGCCGUGCACAGCGGGAUCGCCCGGAGCCCUCACCCGUCCUCCGCCCUGCACUUCCCCACGACCUCCAUCCUGCCCCAGACGGCCUCUACCUACUUCCCGCACACGGCCAUCCGCUACCCGCCUCACCUCAACCCCCAGGACCCGCUCAAAGAUCUCGUGUCGCUGGCCUGUGACCCAGCCAGCCAGCAGCCUGGACCGUUAAAUGGAAGUGGUCAGCUCAAAAUGUCCAGUCACUGCCUUUCUGCUCAGAUGCUGGUACCCCCGCCCCCUGGGCUCCCGCGGCUGGCGCUCCCCCCCGCCACCAAACCCACCUCCGAGGGAGGAAGCACGUCGCCGACCUCGCCCUCCUACUCUACGCCCGGCACGUCCCCUGCAAACCGUUCCUUUGUGGGAUUAGGACCAAGGGAUCCAGCGGGCAUUUAUCAGGCACAGUCCUGGUAUCUGGGAUAAGAAAGAUUUCUUCCCACGCCCUGCUCCUCCGUCGCGGGAAUCCCAGGGGGCCGCACUGCCGGCCCCGGCCCACGUUUUCAGUGGAAAGUUAGAGCGAGCGAGACGACCCUGCCGACUCCCAGCCUGGCCGGAAGGACAGAACAGACGCACACACGCAGGAGGGAAACAAGCAAAAAGAAAAAAGGCAAAA
This is a messenger RNA of Lontra canadensis (Northern American river otter), 1814 nucleotides long. RefSeq names its product nuclear factor I C (gene NFIC). Gene Ontology annotation, cellular component: nucleus. Gene Ontology annotation, molecular function: DNA-binding transcription factor activity, RNA polymerase II-specific; RNA polymerase II cis-regulatory region sequence-specific DNA binding. NCBI's taxonomy places the organism in Eukaryota, Metazoa, Chordata, Mammalia, Carnivora, Mustelidae. The coding region runs from base 104 to 1624 and encodes 506 amino acids. The record is from RefSeq and is a predicted model, not a curated record. Gene Ontology annotation, biological process: regulation of transcription by RNA polymerase II. The transcript is spliced from 11 exons.